Messenger RNA from Chara braunii, 2297 nucleotides. The record is from the annotation of a GenBank genome assembly. Lineage: Eukaryota; Viridiplantae; Streptophyta; Charophyceae; Charales; Characeae.
UCGUUUCCCUGGGCAUGCCGCUAUCAUGAGGGAUCACAGCAGGAUCUAGUUUGCAGGUUCCGGUACAGACAGUGUUCACCCAAUCUCCGUUGCAGGUUGCAGCUACCACGUAGCCUGCUGUCUCGCAGUCUGUACAGCCGCAGGGUACACAGCCCCAACAGCUAGCACAACAACUUGUGUCACAGGGUCCACAGCCCAGAGUGAUGCAGGGACCGGGACAAACACAGUGGGUGACAAAGACGGCCAUCGCCGCUCAGAAACCCUUCACAGGGGAUAAGAGAGGUGAAGACCUCGACACGUGGUUCUGGGCAGUGCCUGUCUAUGUUAGGUGUACACUUACCUUGCCACAUGAAGAAGUGCUUGUGGCUGCCUCCUACCUAGAGGGUAGUGCAACAAAAUGGUUGAGUGGUUUAGUGCAGCCCCAGGGGUAUGGUCAUGACUUCCGCGCUUGGGCGAUCACCCAAAAAUUGGAUGACUUCCUUAAGCUGGUGGAGGAAAGGUGGCAUGAUCCUCAGGAGGCCCAAAGGGCCACUGACGCGAUCCUGACACUGCACACGCGACAGUUCAAGUCGGUAAGGGAAGCCACCGACGUUGUUGAGUGUCUGAUCUGUGUCCCAGGUGUGCGCUAUGACCCCCAGGUACUACUCACCUCCUACCUGAGAUGCUUCUCUUUGCCUCUCAGGAACCGGUUGGCAGGUGAGGCCAACAUCAAUCUGCACAACUUUCCUUCGUUUCUCAAGAAGGCCCUAGACCUUGAGGCGAAGAUAGGGCAUGGACUGGCACCCACUACAGACGGAAGGAAGAAGACACUGCCUCCUAACUGGAAGGCGAAGGGGCGCAUUAUGUUUGUCGAUAACGAUGGUUCUACCAUCGAGUUAGAUGACAACUUCCAGGAAGGAGUAGGUGCAGAGGCAGGCAUCGUAGAAGCUUCAGGGGGUGGAGUAGUCGAUGUUGUAACUCAGAAAGAUUUCUCUGGUGCGCUGAUCACUGAGUUUGGGCUUGCGGACAAUGUUACUCAGUCCAUGGUGGAAGCCUAUUGUGAGGAUUCGUUCAUGCCGGAGAUCAUCCGCAGACUCGAAGCGAAGGACAAAGUGACUUCUGCUGAGUUUGAGUUGGUCAACGGCUUGCUGUUCCUCGAGAAGACUGGGAAUAAACGUAUGUGUGUCCCGAAUAGCGAGUCUUUGCGUAGUUUGUUUUUAGGAGAGUGUCUUGAUGCCACCGACCAUUUUGGGUACAAGAAGACCGCAGCCAAUCUCCUGCAGCGGUUCUGGUGGCCCACGAUGAUGCGAGAUGCCCAGUUGUACGUGGAGACUUGUCAAGUAUGUCAGAGGGACAAGCCACGUACCCAGGCUCCUCUUGGGCUCCCGAAGCCCCUUCCGAUUCCGGAAAGGCCUGGUGAGAGUUUGUCCAUGGACUCCAUGGAUACGCUGGUCACCAGCAAGAGUGGGAUGAGACACAUCUUCGUUAUCGUGGAUAAAUUUAGUAAGUAUGCUAGGUUAGUAGCAAUGCCGGAAACAACUAGGACGGAGUAUGUGAUCAGAAUGUUCAAAGAGAACUGGGUUAGGGACUUUGGGUUACCAAAGUCUAUUAUUAGUGACAGGGAUGUCCGAUUUACCAGCGAAUUGUGGAAGGCCGCUGCUGCAGAGCAGGGAACCCAAUUGCAAAUGACUUCUGGAAAUCACCCAGAGGCCAACGGCCAGGCCGAGCAACUGAACCGCGCUGUUGGGGACAGAGUAUGGGUUAAGUCCUCAGAACUGGGACAGGAGCACGGGAUCUCCCGCAAGCUCAUGCCACAGUACUUUGGACCAUGGGAAGUCUUAGAUAUUGUUGGGACUGAUUCCGAUGGACCUUCUUACGUAGUCCGGAUCCCUGGUCAUCUUCGCACUUACCCUGUCUUUCACACCUCCAAGCUUGCACCGUUCAAAGAAACAGAUCAGUUUCCAUCUUGCCGCUCAAUGCUGCCCCCAACCAUGGAUGGAGAGGUGGAUAUCGACGAUAUCGUGGACCACAGGGAGAUGCCAGUGGCAAGACCAACAGGCAGGGGACGUCCUCCUAAACCGAAGCUGCAGUACCGCGUUCGGUUCCGGCAUCACACUGAUCCGAAGGAGGACCGCUGGUUCACCAGGGAGGAACUCAUGCAGACCGCUCCUCAAGUUGUAGCCCAUUACGAGAGAUCUCUGCAUAAGGGAAAGCGCCCAAUGAUUGAAGAUUGAGCUUCUCAGAGGACUGUUGAAGCUAAGGAGGAGGGAAUGCGAGGCCAAUGCCUCCAUGAGCCCCUUUUUGCCCCAUUCUGAAGC